AUGGCUCAAUUGCUCCCCGCCACCCCGGCCCUGGACGGCGACCCGGACCUCGAGCGUGAGGUCGACCUCAUCCAGAAGACCACCGAGAAGCAGCUCGCCUCGGUCCACGGCCUGCACAACUCGCUCGUCAAGAAGUUCCGCAAGUCCGAGGCCCAGUCGGCCGCCCUGCUCGCCGAGAACCACUCCCUGGAGAAGAAGAACGCCCACCUCGUCGCCCAGCUCGGCCGCGCAAACGACGACAUCCGCCACCUCUCCAUCCGCGAGGACCGCCUCAACGACGCCGAGGCCUCGCUCGCCCAGAGCAACAAGGCCGUCGUCGCCGCAGAGCUCGCCCUCAAGAAGGAGACCGCCAACCGCGACGCCGUCGCCGCAGAGAGGGACGCCCUCCACAGCGAACUCGACACCCUCAAGACCCGCCUCGACACCGUCUCCCGCGACCUCGCCGAGAAUAAGGACCUCGCCGAUAAGGAACGCGCAGACCUCAAGUCCCAGGUCGAGCAGCGCAACCUCAACCUCGCCGCCGUCACCGUCGAGCGCGAUGAGAGGGACAAGGAGAAGCUCGCCCUGGAGACCGCCGUCGCCGACAAGGAGGCCGAGCUGGCCGACCUCAACCACCGCGCUGCCGCCGUCACCGCAGACUUGGAGAAGACUAAGGCCGAGGCCGAGGCCGAAAUCGCCGCCCUCACCGCCACCCGCGAGAAGCUCACCUCCGAGAAGGACGUCGUCGAUCGCGACUUCGCCGCCCUGCAGACGGACCGCGACGCCGUCGUCCACGACAAGGACUCGCUCGCCGAGGAGAUGGCCGCCGUCACCGCCGCCAAGCUCGCCCUGCAGACCAAGGCCGACGACGCAGAGAAGGGCCUCGCCGAGACCCGCGAGUCGCUCGCCAUCCUGGAGAAGGAGCACCAGCAGGUCACGGCCCAGCUGGAGGAGAAGGCCGCCCAAGUCGCCACCCUCACCGAAUCCGUCGCCACCCUCACCAAGGAGCGCGACCAGCUCACCGUCAGCCGCGACGAGCUGCAGGCGCGCCACGACGCCGCCGCGCAGGACGUCGCCGACAUGCAAGCCGAGCUGGACUCGCGCACUGCCGCCUUCGAGAGCGACCGCGCACUGCUCGUCACAGAGAAGACCACCCUGGAGAAGGACUUCUCCGAGACGCGCGACCGCUCGCUCGCCCUGGAGAACGACAAGGCCCAGGUCGACACCCGCGUCCAAGCGCUCGAGGCAGAGGAGGCCCGCCUCAAGCAGAACGUCGACACCCUCAUUGCUGAGCGCGACGCCCUCGUCGUCGAGCACCGCAGGGAGAUGACUGAACAGCUCGCAAAGACAGAGCAGGAGAUCGAACUCAGCCACGCGGAGCUCCGCAAGGAGCUCGACGACGUCGUCGACAGGCACGCCGCCCUUCGCAGGGCUGAGAUGGAGCGCGAAGCUGCUGCUGCUGCUGCUGCUGCUUCUGCUGCCACUGCCGCCACCGCGGCGGCCGCCGCUCCCGUCACCGCGGCGGAGCCGCCCGCGACGAGGAGCCUUGGCGUGGACGAUGGAAACAUCGAUCAGGACGCCCCCGCACCGGCGGUCGUCGCGCCGGUCACGGGUGCCACCGCACUUGGCGCCACUGCCGACGACGAGAUCGACCCGUCGAUCGUCAUGCACUCCCCGGCGACGGAGGCGACGAGGGAGAUGCCUGUUGUCAAUGGCACCGCUCCGGACGCUCUCCCGGUCGUGGACGAGGCCGACGCCUUUGCCAUGGGCGAGGCUGGCGACGACGACGACGACAUUCCCGAACCCAGUGCCAUCGACCGCGCCAGGGGCCUCGAGGCACCCACGGAGAUGCCCGCGGCGCCCGUUGUCCCUACUGUCACUGAAGAGGUCGAUGUCGACCAGAGCGGCGGUGGCACCAUGGUGAUGGUGCGUGAGGAAGACGAUGAUGAUGAUGAUGAGGACGAGGAAAUUGUCGUGGAACCUCCUGUACACACGACUCUUGUGGAAGAUAUCGACGAGAGCAAGGACAUGGGACCUGGCGAGGGCAAUACCGCGGGGGUGGUGUCAGAAACUGUCGUCACUGAAGAAGUUGUUGAUGACGUCCGCGACAACGAUGACGCCGUCGAGGAAGUCGAGGACGAAGUCCCCGUCCCUGAUGCCGAAGCCGCAGAUGCUCGCAAAGAAUUCGCGGUGGGCACCGCUGUGAAGGGUGCCACAGACACUGCCACCGGGACUGCCGUUGCCGCUGGCACAGCUGCCAUUGCCACCGGCGCGACAGUUGGCAACAAGGCGGCCGAUACGGCUGCCGGGGGCACUGAUAUGGCCAAGGACGCCGCGACUGGGGUUAAGAACGCCGUAAAGUUCACCACUGACAAGGGAACAGGUGCGGCAAGUGCGACUACGAGCGCGACCAAGGAUGGGAGCACAUCCGCGGCCGACAAGGCCAAGGAUGUAGCUGGAACUAUCAAGGGCGGCGUUGAGAAAGGAGCUUCGACAGCCACUGACAGUACCAAGGAUGCCGCUACGGGUGUCAAGGAUGCCGCCACCAAGGGCGCUACUGCCGCCAAGGACGCUGGAGCUGCUGCCGCUGACAAGACGAAGAAGGCUACCGGAUUCGUGUCCAAGUUUCUGUGUUGCACAGGCGAACCAGCAACUCAAAGCUAGGACUUCAUGUUAAGGAAAUGUCGGCAUCCCCCGUCUUUUUUUUUUCGGUAGAAGGGAUACAUUCUAUCUUGUAGAGAUAUCGCUAUUCGGGGCCCGGCGGCGGGUCGUUGGAUUUCUUCCACUGCAAUUCCGUCUGGGGUCUUUGGGGUCCUCUGGUUGUCAGCGACCCCUCAACUCGUGCGUGCCAUUGUCUUGCCCACCUCGGGUUUCUUUGACGGAAAUCGCCUCUUUUUUUCCGUAGGCAGAGGUGCUGGCAAGUUUUUAGGUUUUAUGAUCAUCCAAAUAUGUUGGAAUGAAUUAGGUAAAAAGUGACGAGUCUGCUGUAGCCAGGUCUUUCGUCUAUCAAA
Molecule: messenger RNA, 2990 nt
Organism: Chondrus crispus (carragheen)
Lineage: Eukaryota; Rhodophyta; Florideophyceae; Gigartinales; Gigartinaceae
Exons: 2
Coding region: 1-2643 (880 amino acids)
Source: RefSeq, a predicted model, not a curated record